AUGACGACUAACAACGACAGCCCCUCCAAGCCCGCCUCGGUCCGGCCCCGGCUCGACGCCUCCAAGAGGAGCAGCUCCUACCUGCAGGAGUUCCAGCAGUACCGCCCGCCCAACAAGCCCGAGAGCAACUUCGGCAUCGACACCGUCGUCGAGGAUGCCUCGGGCUCGGCCAGAGGCCCCGCUGCCGGUGCUACCGUCGCCGACGCCAACAAUCCCACCCCUUCCCCCGCCUACCGGGGCGUCCCCUCCAAAGAGAACCCUCCCAAGGUCGUCGAGAGUGGCUUGAACCACGACCUGUCCCACCCCAACUGCGCGCCUGCCCCCGGCGCCUCCUCGCAAAAGCUCGUGGCCACCCUCUUCUACAAGACAAAGACCAGGCGCAUCUCCAACAAUGCCGUGCCCUCCCCCCCUCACGCCCCGGCCGAGCCCAACAAGCAGCCGGCCGCGCCCCAGCCCGAGGGCUCCGACAUCCCCGCCAACAUGGCGCCUACCACCGACCCCGAGUCCUUCCCCCUGGAGCCGCCCGCCGCCGAGCCCGAGCCCCUCGACCACCUCUACGGCUCCUACGUGUCGCCCCUAUGUGUCACCUCCUUCCUUCACCUCAUGUCGGCCUUCCCCCUGCCGCCCGGGUCCGAGAACAUGACCUCGGCCCACCGCUGCCUCGACAACAGCGAGCACCCGCUCGUCGUCGAGCUCACCCUGUCGCCCGCCCCGGCCCCGAGCUACCUGGAGCUGGCCGACCUGCGCAAGCACGAGCUCAUCUACCGCUUCGAGCGCGAGUGGAAUGUCGACGUCGCCCUGCAGCGCGACCUGCUGUGGCGCCGCCACCCGCGCCUGGUCGUCUUCGACAUGGACAGCACCCUCAUCACCCAGGAGGUCAUCGACCUGCUGGCCGCCACCAUCACCGACCCGCCCGACCUGGCCGCCCGCGUGGCCGACAUCACCCACCGCGCCAUGCUGGGCGAGCUGCAGUUCGAGAGCGCCUUCCGCGAGCGCGUCGCCCUCCUGCGCGGCCUGCCCGAGUCCAUCUUCACUGAGCUGCGCUCCGCCCUGGACACCACCGCCGGCGUGCGCCCUCUGAUCCGCGCCCUCAAGAGGCUCGGCGUUCGCACCGCCGUCCUGAGCGGCGGCUUCCAGCCGCUGACGUCGUGGCUCGCCUCCGAGCUGGGCAUCGACCACGCCCACGCCAACGAGGUGGUCAUCGACGAGUCCGGACGGCUGACGGGCGAGGUCAGGGGCACCAUCGUCGGCCGCGAGCGCAAGGCCGAGCUGCUGGCGCAGAUCGCCCAGGAUGAGGGCAUCGACCUCAGCCAGGUCGUCGCCGUCGGUGACGGUGCCAAUGAUCUCAAGAUGAUGGCCACUGCAGGCCUGGGCGUCGCCUGGAACGCCAAGCCGAGGGUGCAGAUGGAGGCUGGCGCGAGGCUCAACGGCGAGAGCCUGUUGGAUCUUUUGUAUCUAUUUGGCUUCACGAGGGAGGAGAUCGAGAUGCUGUCCGUGUAG
Messenger RNA from Diaporthe batatas, 1500 nucleotides. Its product is annotated as phosphoserine phosphatase. Gene Ontology annotation, cellular component: cytoplasm. The transcript has a single exon. The coding region runs from base 1 to 1500 and encodes 499 amino acids. Gene Ontology annotation, molecular function: L-phosphoserine phosphatase activity; magnesium ion binding. The record is from RefSeq and is a predicted model, not a curated record. Gene Ontology annotation, biological process: dephosphorylation; L-serine biosynthetic process. NCBI's taxonomy places the organism in Eukaryota, Fungi, Ascomycota, Sordariomycetes, Diaporthales, Diaporthaceae.